AAUCGAAGGCCAAGCAAAGAUGCCGCUCUAGAGAAGUUCAAACUAGCCAUGAGCUCACCUAUUACACCAAGUUCUUCCAGGCUAUCCCACAGCACCAAUGACGAAAUGUGGACUCCUUCAGCCGUGUUGGCGCUUGACGAAAGCAUAGAAAUACAGGAUUUCAGACCAACGAGAGGAAAUGUCCAAGAUCCAAUUCAAGUUUUCAAUGCAUGCAUUGAUAGCCUCGCCGAUGCUGUACAAAAACCCAGGAUUACACAUUUGGAAUCACAAGUAGAUUGUUGGGAAAAAUGCUCCUUUACUGAAAAAUCUGAAUUUGUGCAAAAAGCCGGGGAAGCGUGCCAGCUGGUGUGCGACGUCAUAGCUCCAAGAGAUGGUAAAGCGUUAUUCCAAGCAGUCGUAGACCAUGAACAGAAGUGCAAGACAGCUAUUGAUGUUGGCCUUCAAACCCUUAUGGUCGCCUAUCAGAAUGCUCCCACAAAAUCACUUAAGACUCAAAUACUGAGUAUUUAUGCUGAUAGAUUCUCAGCCAACGAGCUUAAACGCUUACAUCAACCAUUUGAAAACCUCUCCGAUAGACAAAUAAAGAAGGCAAGAGCACAGGCGACGAGUGAGGGGACUGGAGUGCUCAUUGAAAAAAUCCCGCGUCAUGGAAUCCGUAUACAACAGCGUCAGCUAGACCACUUCUUAGAGUUCACUAUGAGGCCAUAUUACUAUCAAGACGUAGCCUACGGUACUCGCACCAUAAAACUUGAGAACGGUGAAGAGUUUGUCAUACCUAACGUGGUGUGCACAGUGGCCAAGUGCACCAUCAUUAAUCAAUACAUGGACCAUUGCAAACAAACUGGAUUUCAACCGAUAAGUAAAUCCACGAUGUGGAGAGUACUAGAAGUUCAAGGGGCCACACAGAGGAAAUCAUUGCGGGGUCUAGACAAUACUGCAGCUGAGGGAGCGGAUGGUUUUAAAGAUUUUCUCCAAAUUAUAGACGAACUGGAACGCGUGGGAGCGGAAAAGGAUUGGUGUAAAGAAGUUCGGAAGAGGCUUCAGGAGAGCAAGUUGUAUUUGAAGACUACAUACCGUAAUUACUGCAAAGAAGACAAUAGCAAAUGUGCCGAUCACUGUAGGGUCUUUGCACUGAGCGAUGCUGGUGACACUGACUUUCAGAAAGUAUGCAGUCAUAGCCACAACGUGAAUUGUGAGGAUUGUGAGAAGCUGAAAAGUAUUCUUGAAGAAGUAAGUGGUGUUAUUUCUGAGUACACAAUGCAAUUGGGUAAGGUUCAAGCGGAAGACCAUCUUUAUGAAGCAAAAAAUGCUGCCGCUAAGAUCUUUGGAUGGAAAGGGCAUAUCCUGAGAGAAGAGAAUCAGAAUCAGUGCAAGCGUCAAAUUCUUGACUCUUUGAAGGGAGAUGAAGCAUUUAUAGUAGUUGACUGGGCAAUGAAGUUCACAGCAAUGAAGUUCCGGGAAAAGCAAGCAGAAUGGUUUGCUAAGAGGGGAAUCAAUUGGCAUGUGAGUAGCGUUGUUGUAAGACAGGAGGAAAGCCUAGAAGUAACUUGCUACGUACACCUUUUUAACAGCUGUAAACAAGACUGGUUUUCAGUGCUGUCAGUCCUUGAAAAUCUCUUUGUCACCAUAAAGUUACAAAAUCCAGGAAUAAAAAAGGCCUUUCUAAGAUCAGAUGAAGCAGGUUGCUAUCACAACAGUAAGCUGGUAUCAUCCCUACGAGAGCUCGGACAUCACCAGGGAAUCGAACUCGUGAGGUACGAUCAUUCUGAACCGCAGGCUGGAAAAGAUAUGUGUGACAGGAUUUUGUGUCCGUUAAAAGCGUCAAUCAGGAGAUACUGCAACGAAGGCCAUGAUGUUGUUUCUGCCAAAGACAUGUACAACGCACUGAAAGAGAGACCGGUCAAGGGAACGACGGCGUCAGUGUGCAUAGUCCAGGAACAGAACUCAACCCUAGAAAUUAACAAGAUUGCCAAUUUCAACAGCUUACACAACUUUGAGUUUACACAUGAGGGCCUGCGCGUUUGGAGAGCGUUUAAUGUUGGGCCUGGAAAGUUUAUUCCAUGGAAUAAAAUUGUAAUUUGUCCACAGAGAAAGACGGAUCUCGUGGAGGAGAUUCCAUUCCUCCCCACUGCUGCUCGACGAAUUGCAUCAGCAGGAGAAAGUAAUGAUGGCAACGACGGUAGUACCUAUCAAUGCCCUGAGCCUGGUUGCGAUGAAGAUUUUAAGACCCAGGCCGACCUUGACCUUCAUAUGAACUUGCUAGUUCAUCAUGUGAGUCCUGUGCCUGCGAGCAUGACUGAAAGUCUUUAUGACAAAGUGAAGAGGGAGUGGGUUCAUCACUUUCAGUCAUUGUCAUUAGGGAAUGAAAUUUCGACUGAACUGGUGGCAAUGGCUACAGAACCCUUGACAAAUGCUUCACAGCUUCCCGUGGGAUGGGCUCUUCAUAAGAGAAGUGCAAGUGUACGGUUUUCGCAAAAUGUCAGGCAGUACUUGACACAGAAAUUUAAUAUUGGACGAGACACUGGCAGAAAACAAGACCCAGAGCAAGUUGCAAAGGAUAUGCGAACUGCCUGCACUAUAGAUGGAGAGAGAAUGUUCAAUAGAGCAGAGUGGUUAUCUAGCAUACAGAUUCAGGGUUUCUUCUCGAGAUUGUGCCUCAAAGAGAGAUCUAAAAUACAACAAGAAUCGGAUGAUGCCACAGACGUAGACGACGAAGACGACGACUUGGUAGAGGCAUCCGCGUCUGAUGUAGACGAAGAGUGUUUGAGAGAGGCGAGGAACACAAUAAUGGAUGAGAUAGGACUGAAACAUCCAAUCAUGUUUGAUAUCUAUGAUGUGUGCUCGUUGGCAAGAGAGGGAAGGUUGCCUAGCCUGAAAGUCAAGAUACUAAGAGACAUGUGCAAACAUUUUCAUCUCUCAUUCAAAAUGCGAGAUACAAAGGCAGCACUUCUUGCAAAAAUGGAGGAAAUGAUUUCGGAGUGCAGUUGCUAUGCAAUCUAG
This is a messenger RNA of Pocillopora meandrina, 3000 nucleotides long. NCBI's taxonomy places the organism in Eukaryota, Metazoa, Cnidaria, Anthozoa, Scleractinia, Pocilloporidae. The record is from the annotation of a GenBank genome assembly.